GCUGCAGUAGCAAGAGCUAUAGCUGCUAUACAGACAGAGACAGAGAGAGAGAGAGAGAGAGAGAGAGAGAGAGAGGGGCAACAGCAUGGAAUGAUGGCAAUAUGAUUCAUAUGGAUGGAUCGUCCAUGGCCAGGAUACAUGGACGACGCGAAGGCGAGAUCCCCCUAAUUUCGCUCGGCGGCCUUGCUGGGCGGCAAGUACCCCAACCCCCACACCCCACUAUAAAAGUGCGCGCCUUUCUUCCCCUGCCACCAGCUUCUUCUUCCAUCGCUCUCUUCCCUCCUCCUCAUCGUCGUCGUCUCCCUCCCUCCCUCACCUGUAGCUAGCUAGCAGCUCGGCCAAUUUGAGCCGUGUGUGUUGAAGAAGCGAGAGAUCGAGGUACAGAAGCGCCGGCGAGGGAUCAAUGAGCAUCUCGGUGAACGGGCAGUCGUGCGUGCCGCCGGGGUUCCGGUUCCACCCCACGGAGGAGGAGCUGCUCAACUACUACCUCCGCAAGAAGGUCGCCUCCCAGGAGAUCGACCUCGACGUCAUCCGCGACGUCGACCUCAACAAGCUAGAGCCAUGGGACAUCCAAGAGAAAUGUAAGAUCGGGUCCGGGCCGCAGAACGACUGGUACUUCUUCAGCCACAAGGACAAGAAGUACCCGACGGGGACGCGCACGAACCGCGCCACGGCGGCGGGCUUCUGGAAGGCCACCGGCCGCGACAAGGCCAUCUACAACGCCGUCAAGCGCAUCGGCAUGCGCAAGACACUCGUCUUCUACAAGGGCCGCGCCCCGCACGGCCAGAAGUCCGACUGGAUCAUGCACGAGUACCGCCUCGACGACCCGGCAGCCUCCGGCGACGCCGCCGCCACGGUCGCCGCGGCGGCAGCGGCUGCCGCGUCGUCGGACGCCGGCCAGGAGGACGGCUGGGUGGUGUGCAGGGUGUUCAAGAAGAAGCACCACCACAAGGAGUCGGGAGGCGGAGGCGGCAGGCACGGCAGCGGCGGCGGGGGCGACGGCGGCAAGGCCGCCGCGGCGGCGCACCACGGCCUGCAGUACUCCUCCAGCGACGACGCGCUCGACCAGAUCCUGCAGUACAUGGGCAGGUCGUGCAAGCAGGAGCACGAGCAGCUCCUCUCGCCGCAGGGCGGCGGCGGCGGCCCGGGGGCGCGGGCGGGGCCGAGGUACCUCCGGCCCAUCGACACCGUGCUGGGCGGGCACGGGUUCAUGAAGCUGCCCCCGCUGGAAAGCCCGUCGGCCGCGCUGACGCCGCCGCACCUCUCGGCCGCAGCCGGCGACGCGGCGGCGCCCCCCGUGGACGACCUCCUCCACGGCGCCGGGGCGAGCGGGAUCACGGACUGGGCCAUGAUGGACCGGCUGGUGGCGUCGCACCUCAACGGGCAGGCGGCCGACGCCGCCGCGCCGGCGAGCCACCAUCAGCUCUGCUUCGACGACGGCCCCGGCGCCGACGACGCGGACGGGCUCGCCUUCUACGCCGCCGCCACCACGAGGCUCCUCGGCGGCGGCGGCGUUGGCGGCGGCUCCAGCGACGACGACCUGUGGAGCUUCACGCGGUCGUCGGCUCCGGCCGCUGCCGCCACGUCGACGGAGCGGCUGAGCCACGUGUCGCUGUAGCCGCCCAGCCGUCGCCGGCCUAGCUACUACAUACGUAAAGCCCCCCGCUAGCUACGUGAUGACAUGGCGAGCUGCAUGCCCUGCUGCCUUGGUACAGUAAAGAGACAAGCAACACCAACAACAACACCAAGAAGAAAAGAGAGAAAGGGAAGAAAAUAAAAGAAAGAAAGAUCUCUAGAGAGAGAGAGUGAUUUCAAAGGUGAUUAGAGUGAUGAGAGAGAAAGGAGCUGAGCAGAAAGGAAUGGGCGAUGGAUGUUGGGUUAAAGGUGCGUGGCAGUAAGUUGGAGUGGCACUGUCAAACGCCCAGCUCCUUGUCGAUCUCCGUUUAAUUAACCCCCCCCCCCCCCCGAUUAUGGUUGUAAUCACAACAUUAAUAGCAAGACUGUUACUUAUAACUAGAUCGAUCGAUACAACAUUAUUAGUACCUGUCACUCGCUGUAUUAUUAUUGCUAAUCUAUCGUUCAUUUUCAUCAAUUACAAGGAAGAGAGAGAUAGAGAGAGGGGUGAUUUGGUAA
Panicum hallii is the source of this 2133-nucleotide messenger RNA. Its product is annotated as NAC domain-containing protein 43-like. Gene Ontology annotation, molecular function: DNA binding. The transcript has 3 exons. NCBI's taxonomy places the organism in Eukaryota, Viridiplantae, Streptophyta, Magnoliopsida, Poales, Poaceae. Bases 404 to 1618 code for a protein of 404 amino acids. The record is from RefSeq and is a predicted model, not a curated record. Gene Ontology annotation, biological process: regulation of DNA-templated transcription.